Molecule: messenger RNA, 2208 nt
Organism: Cornus florida
Lineage: Eukaryota; Viridiplantae; Streptophyta; Magnoliopsida; Cornales; Cornaceae
Exons: 4
Coding region: 1-2208 (735 amino acids)
Molecular function (GO): zinc ion binding
Source: RefSeq, a predicted model, not a curated record
AUGAGGAAGACAUACAUACUUCAGUUCCAUCAUUCGGGAAAGUUGAAUCAACGUAACAACUAUGUUGGUGGUAGCAUAGAGCUGGUUGACAAUGUGGACCCUAACAUGAUGUCUUACUUUGAAUUGGAAGACAUGGUGGAUAUGUUGCAGUUGGGUGAGAAUAAAAUGUUCUACAGAGAUCCUAUUGGUGGGCAGUUGAUACAGAUAAUUAAUGAUGGGACUGUUAUGCAGAUGUUUAUGGCCUACAACAGGUCAUCUUUGAUUAAGAUUUAUGUCACUAAUACUGAGAAUGAGGAUUAUAGUUUAAGUGCACAAGUUCUGCAUAAGUGGACAGAAUACUUAACCCAAUCAAUGGAUGACAGUGACCCUAUGCAGCCUAACAGUGACUAUGUGCAACCUAACAGUGAUCAUCCUAACAAUGAUCAUGUGCAGCCUAACAGUGACCAUGUGCAGGCUGCAAGUGUUGAAGAGAAUGUGCACAAUGAUGUCUCAGUUAAUGAAGAGGAUGAAAUAUAUGAUGGGGAAAAUACUGAAGAGUUAGAUGAUGUCUCAGUUUAUGCACUAAGUGAUGAGCUAAGAAGUAUCCAUAGUGACUCAGAUGAUGAGAUACAUGUUCCUUGCAAAAAAUCAGAAUUCAUUGCUAGGAGGGAAAUGGGAGAGAAGGAAAAAAUAUUAAUGGUGGGAAUGGAGUUUGCUACAUUUGCAGAAUUCAAAGAUAUGUUGAGAGAGCACGCUAUAAAGAACAAAUAUGACAUCAAGUUUGUUAAAAAUGAUGGACAAAGGGUCACAUUUCAAACAAGCAAACUAGGAACAUCUUCUUAUCUUGCCAAUAAGUAUGUGCAUAAGUUUAGGAGGGACCCUGAGUGGAAAAAUUCUGGUUUUAUGGGUCAGAUUACUGAUGAUUUGAACCUGGUAGUUAGUAGGUUCAAAAUUUAUAGGGCAAAGAGGAAAUGUCAACUGAUGAUUGAUGGCACACAUGAAGAUCAAUUCUCAAAAAUCAGAGAGUAUUGUCAGUUAGUAUUGGAGACAAAUCCUGGAAGUGUUGCUAGGGUUGAUGCAUGUUUGGAGCCAGAUGGGAAGUCUAUAAGGUUUGAAAGGCAGUUUUUUUCAUUGGAUGCAAUGUGGAAAGGCUUUAAAGAGGGUUGUAGGCCAUUCAUUGGCUUAGAUGGCUGCUUUCUAAAAACUCAUUACAAUCAACAUUUACUAAGUGCUAUUGGUAAAGAUGGGGACAAUAGCUUCUAUCCCAUUGCAUUUGGUAUUGUGGAAGCAGAGACAAAGGAGACUUGGGAUUGGUUUCUGGCUAACCUCAUGGAUUUGCUCAGCCCCUACAAACCAAUAACAUUCAUUUCAGACAGACAAAAGGGUUUGGUUAACACACUUGAGAAGCUUGGGUCAGAUCACAGAUUUUGUGUAAGGCACAUGUAUGACAACUUCAAAAAGAAGUUCCCAAGGUUAGAGUUGAAGCAAGAGUUAUGGGAUGUAGCAAAUUCUUUCACAGUGGUAGACUUUGAGGGACACAUGCAGAGAAUCAGGGAAGUUAACACAGAUGCAUAUGAUUGGUUAGCCAAGAUACCCCCUCAUCUGUGGGCUAAGUGUAAGUACACAGAAUGGUCAAAGUGUGACCUUAACAACAAUAGUAUGUGUGAAUCAUGGAAUUCAUACACACUAAAGGCUAGAGAUAAGCCCAUUAUCACCAUGCUUGAAAUGAUCAGAAAGUCCUUGUUGAGGAGGUAUCCAGAGAAAAAAGAGUACAUGGAGGGGAAAAAUGGGUUGUUGUGUCCAUCUCCAGCAGCUCAGCUAAAACUGAACAAGAGGAACUCAAUGAGUUGUCCUGCUCACCUCUCUGAAAAAGCCAUUUAUGAGGUUGAAGAUGGAGGAAUGAAUGAAAUUGUUGACUCACAUGAAAAAAGCUGUAGUUGUAGGGUAUGGGAUAUCAAAGGUAUCCCAUGCAAGCAUGCAUGCGUAGCUAUACAAAAGAGAAGAUGGGCAGUUCUUGAAGAGUCUGUUAACCCAUACUUUUACAGAGAAACAUUUUUGAAGUCAUAUGCAGGGAUGAUAUAUCCAAUGACAUUGAGAAAUAUGAGAGAAGUAACUGGGGUGGUUCCAAUAAUUCCUCCUAUAGCUAGGAAACCCCCAGGCAGGCCAAAGAAAGUGAGGAAGAAAGCUCAUGAUGAAGGUACAUCAAGUGGAAAACAUGUGUACAAAUAA